GAGUUGGAAUCGACAUCAAGACCGACGCCGUCGUCGCCGCCCACAUCUCAAGAAUCUCAUCAUGGCCCGCGGACCCAAAAAGCACUUGAAGCGCCUUGCCGCCCCCUCCUCAUGGAUGCUCGACAAGCUGAGCGGCACCUACGCUCCCCGUCCCUCGCCUGGCCCCCAUAAGCUCCGCGAGUCUCUUCCCCUCACGAUCUUCCUCCGCAACCGCCUAAAAUACGCCCUCUCCGGAAGCGAGGUCACCAAGAUCGUCAAGCAGCGUUUGAUCAAAGUCGAUGGCAAGGUCCGCACUGAUAACACCUACCCUGCCGGUUUCAUGGACACGAUCUCCAUCGAGAAGUCGGGCGAGCACUUCCGUCUCCUCUACGACGUUAAGGGCCGUUUCACCAUCCACCGCAUCACCCCUGAGGAGGCUUCUUACAAGCUCCUCAAGGUCCGCAAGGUUGCCGUUGGUGCCAAGAGCGUCCCCUACAUUGUCACUCAUGAUGGUCGUACCAUCCGCUACCCCGACCCUUUGAUCAAGGUUAACGACACCGUCAAGUUCGACCUUGAGCAGAACAAGAUUCUCGAGUUCGCCAAGUUCGAUACCGGCAACCUCGUCAUGGUCACCGGUGGUCGCAACAUGGGUCGUGCCGGUGUCAUCACUCACCGUGAAAGGCACAUUGGUGAUUUCGACAUUGUCCACGUCAAGGACUCGCUGGACCGGACAUUCGCUACGCGGAUCUCCAACAUCUUUGUCAUUGGUGAGGGUAACAAGCCCUGGAUAUCAUUGCCCAAGGGCAAGGGUGUCAAGCUCACGAUCUCGGAGGAGCGCGACAUGAGGAGGAGACAACGUUCAUCUGAGCAAUAGAUGAUGGCGGGUCUUGGGAUUUUCAUACGCCUUUGUCCCCUUUCGCUUGUAUGCUUCCAUGUGUAUGCCAGAUUACGCCACUAAAAAUGCAGAAGACAUGGUGCUAUGAACGCGAC
Messenger RNA from Coniophora puteana RWD-64-598 SS2, 969 nucleotides. RefSeq names its product 40S ribosomal protein S4. Gene Ontology annotation, molecular function: structural constituent of ribosome; RNA binding. The record is from RefSeq and is a predicted model, not a curated record. The transcript has 5 exons. Bases 62 to 853 code for a protein of 263 amino acids. Lineage: Eukaryota; Fungi; Basidiomycota; Agaricomycetes; Boletales; Coniophoraceae. Gene Ontology annotation, cellular component: cytosolic small ribosomal subunit; ribosome. Gene Ontology annotation, biological process: translation.